AUGAAGGUUGGCACACUCGUUACGACGCUGGCCUUGUUGACGGCUUCCACGUAUGGCUACUCGUUCUCGGACGUCGCGAAGAAGGAGGAGGACACAACCACCGUGGAGAGCACGGGGUUGACCACCAAUGAAGAGAGCCGCAUCUACGGCGGCUCGGAGGCCGACGUCGACAAGUACCCGUACCUUGCCAGCAUCCGCAUUGCGCUUCUGGAUAUGAACAUUUGCGGCGGCACACUGAUCGCGCCGGAGUACAUCCUUACGGCUGGCCACUGCAUCAAGACGGACGAGAUGGACAUGACCGCCACCUUCGGCACGAAUUCAAGCAGUGGCGCCGGCGAUUUGACGGUUCCGAUUGUUGAGGGCUUCCGUCACCCGCUGUACAACAAAACGAAGCACCUGUACGACGUGGGUCUGCUCAAGCUGGAGAAGCCCGUUAAGCGCAAAAUGGCCAAGCUGUGCGCUGAGGACGGCUCCGACAACAAGGUCGGUACUAUGGGCACUGUCCUUGGCUGGGGGAGGACGGAGACUAGCGGGUCACUCGGCAGCCCCAUGCUGAUGCAGCUUACCACCCCCGUCAUCUCGAACGCCGAGUGCGGCAAGUUUGAGAAGUACGUCGGUCGUGUCACUGAGGGCAUGCUGUGCGCUGGCACCGGCGAGGGCGAGGACACGUGCAACGGCGACUCGGGCGGCCCGCUCAUCGUCGACGACGACAUCAUCAUCGGCUGUGUGAGCUGGGGCAGCAAGUGCGGUGAGCAGGCCGGCAUCUACACUCGCCUGACGUAC
Molecule: messenger RNA, 783 nt
Organism: Phytophthora sojae
Lineage: Eukaryota; Oomycota; Peronosporomycetes; Peronosporales; Peronosporaceae
Exons: 1
Biological process (GO): proteolysis
Molecular function (GO): serine-type endopeptidase activity
Source: RefSeq, a predicted model, not a curated record